AUGGAAGUCUGCAAGGAAGAUGACAACACCUCAGCUGAACCAAAGGAUUCAUACGAGGAGAUCACAGCCCAAAAUGCCUCACCUCAACCGACUUACCGAUCUUUCAAGAAAAAAUUCCGAAAAAUCAAGCUGAAAUUUGAUGAAAUAAUGUUACAAAACAAAGAGUUAUACUUUGAUGAACAGCGAGCCAUUCAGACUGCGAAGCGACUCGCGCUACAGAAUGACCGUAUUCUAGAUAUUCUAUACGAUGUGAAUAAUUCAUCUCAUAUUCCAGCCGAAAAGCGCAUCGACUUGGCCACCGAGACGCCCCUUCUUGAUACCAUUCCGCCCUUUAUCAGUGAUGAUGAACUGUCUAAAGUUCGUAGUAUCGACUCACCGGAAGGAAAGCAAAGCUACGGGGAGAUACAAGAAUUGAUAGCCGCGCGCAACGCAGUAACCCCACCUAAAUCUCCAGUAAAAUCAUUGGCUUUUCUUUUAACGACCACAUCACAUCUCAAAUCCAACAAUCCUCACAUACCUUCAGACUUACUUGCUUCUCUCAAUAACGAAGAUGGCAAGCCGGCUCUAUACUCAUAUCUUGUACCAGAUAACAUUAAUGAAAAUAAUUACGAAAUUGAAAGUACACGAGGGGAUAUUCCUGCUGCUCCUCGAUCACAGCCAUCAGAACCAUACCAAGACCCUGUUUUUGGUAAUCUUCACAGCCCCUACAACUGGCUCCGGCGUCAUGUACCUCAGAUAUUUUUACAGGACGGUGAAUGCAGUGAGAAGUCUAGUGGAAAGCCUGGAGCACUACGAGGGGCUGGAAAACGUGCUAAUGUUCCGGUACCCAGCAAAUUAGAUUCAUUAGAGAUUGUCGAAGAAGACGGUUUAAGCUACGACUUUGCGGUUGGAAGUGCAAAAGACAGAGAAAAGAAGCGAAAGCGUGAAGAUGAGGAUUUAGGCAAGAAGACCACGAACGACGAGAAUAAGUCUAAAAAGCCACGUCAGGCGCGCAAAAAGAAAGGCGAAGGACUAGACGAUAAAACGACCAGCGUUAGUGUGAAGAAAAGUAAAAAACCCAAAAUUCAAUCGCCGCCGCCUGAUGCACAUCCUUUCGGACCAGCGUAA
Molecule: messenger RNA, 1107 nt
Organism: Blumeria graminis f. sp. triticale
Lineage: Eukaryota; Fungi; Ascomycota; Leotiomycetes; Helotiales; Erysiphaceae
Source: the annotation of a GenBank genome assembly